Molecule: messenger RNA, 495 nt
Organism: Rubroshorea leprosula
Lineage: Eukaryota; Viridiplantae; Streptophyta; Magnoliopsida; Malvales; Dipterocarpaceae
Source: the annotation of a GenBank genome assembly
AAAGGUUCUAAUUACUAUUUCUCCCUCUCUAGUCUGUGUGUAUCUAUCUAUAGUGAGAAGAUUGUGUUGAUUAUGACUAUUUUUAACUUCCAGCUUGCUGCCAAAGCUGGGUCCUUUGAAUCAUCACAAUAGUUGGUUGAUAUGAUUAGAAAUCCUUUUGCUAAUGUGGCUACUUCGUCUGGUGUAACUCUUGGAAAGGAUGAUAAGGCUAGGCAACCUAAGGACAAAAAGGCUCCUGAUCACUUGAUGGCAAACAAAGAACAGUAUAGUAAUAUGGAGACCCAGGAACCAUAUCCUGCUGGUUUUAAGGAGUAGGUAAUGUUAAAUUUGAUUCUGCUCUCUUUAUUUCAUGUAUUAAUUGGUUCGUUCUUUGUUUGAAUGUAACAUUGGUUGUGUGGCAUUUGACAAAAUUGGUAGAAAUUACUAUAAUUGAUGAAUGGGUGGUCAAUGAUAUAACUACGGAACUGCCUGUGCCACUAAAUCCAAGGCAUUUCU